This is a messenger RNA of Sciurus carolinensis (gray squirrel), 2182 nucleotides long. RefSeq names its product forkhead box I1 (gene Foxi1). Gene Ontology annotation, molecular function: RNA polymerase II cis-regulatory region sequence-specific DNA binding; DNA-binding transcription factor activity, RNA polymerase II-specific. The record is from RefSeq and is a predicted model, not a curated record. Bases 28 to 1164 code for a protein of 378 amino acids. The transcript is spliced from 2 exons. NCBI's taxonomy places the organism in Eukaryota, Metazoa, Chordata, Mammalia, Rodentia, Sciuridae. Gene Ontology annotation, biological process: anatomical structure morphogenesis; cell differentiation; regulation of transcription by RNA polymerase II.
GCAGGUGGCUCGCGGCCCGGCCCCAGCAUGAGCUCCUUCGACCUGCCGGCGCCCUCCCCGCCCCGCUGCAGCCCCCAGUUCCCCAGCCUGGGCCAGGAGCCCCCCGAGAUGAGCCUCUACUAUGACAACUUCUUCCACGCGCAGGGCGUGCCCAGCCCGCAGCGGCCCCCCUCCUUCGAGGGCGGUGGCGAGUACGGGGCCACCCCCAACCCCUACCUGUGGCUCAACGGGCCUGCCAUGACCCCGCCGCCCUACCUGCCCGGCACCAACGCCGGCCCCUUCCUGCCCCAGGCCUAUGGCGUGCAGCGGCAGCUGCUGCCCGGCAUGCCCGGGCUCGGGGGCAGCGACCUGGGCUGGCUGCCCAUCCCCUCGCAGGAGGAGCUGAUGAAGCUGGUGCGGCCCCCCUACUCCUACUCGGCCCUCAUCGCCAUGGCCAUCCACGGGGCGCCGGACAAGCGCCUCACCCUCAGCCAGAUCUACCAGUACGUGGCCGACAACUUCCCCUUCUACAACAAGAGCAAGGCCGGCUGGCAGAACUCCAUCCGCCACAACCUGUCGCUCAACGACUGCUUCAAGAAGGUGCCCCGCGACGAGGACGACCCAGGCAAAGGAAAUUACUGGACCCUGGACCCCAACUGUGAGAAGAUGUUCGACAAUGGAAAUUUCCGCAGGAAGAGGAAGAGAAAAUCAGAUGUGUCCUCCAGCGCAGGCCCCUUGACCUCGGAGAAAGCCGAGACCAGUCUCCUGGCCAGCAGCCCCACGCCCGCCGAGCCUCAGGACCUCUUGGACAGAGCCUCCCCGGGCACGGCCGGCUCCCCGGGGAAGCGGGCCUCCCCUCCGCCCUCCGGCCCCCCGUGCCUCAGCAGCUUCCUCUCCACCAUGACGGCCUGUGCCAGCGGCCCCAGCCCCGCGGGCCGCCCCGGGGCCCCGCCAGCACUGAGCCCGGAGCCCACCGACAAGAUGGGGCAGAACUCGCUGAGCUUCAGCUCCUACACCCCGCUGACCAGCCUCGGGGGCCACGGAGGCGGGGGCGAGUGGGCCAGCCCCGCGCCCGCCAGCGCCCUGGGCUAUGGAGGCUCCGUCCUCACCCAGUUCAGCCCUCACUUCUUCAACAGCAUCAACUCCAGCAGCGUCCUCUACCCCCGGGAGGGCACCGAGGUCUAGGUACGGAGCGGCUCCGAGCCUCGGGGACAUGCAGAGAGAGACGCAGCAAGUCCUCCAGGCCAGCUGCCGCGCCCCCACCCCUCGGCCCGAGACCUCGAACUGCCCGGCGUAACUGGAAGCAAUGUUCUUUCUAGAACGUUGUUUAAAGCUUCUAUUUAUCACACAGACUCACCAACUCUGCGAUGGAGCUACCGGUGCCUGAGUGACAGUAAUGACAGUGGCCAUUUCUUGGGCACUUAUUCUGUGCUGGGUACAUCUUUGAGGGCAUGGUCACACUAUUUACUAUCACCCUGUGAGGGUCACAUGAACCUCUCCCAUUCAGAUGAGGAAACUGAGGCUCAAGGAAAUUAUUGUCCAAGGUCAUACAAACUAGAAAAUGGCUGGGCAAAAAGUGGAAUCUGGACCUGAGUGACCCCCAGAGAUUGGGCCCAAGGAGGCAGGGAUGGAGGAAUCGCUUGAACGGCUAAGGGAAGUCCAGUGAGAAUCUGGUCGUGGCAACUAUACCAAAAUCUCCCCACUGCUUUCUGGUUGCCAUCAAAGUACAACACAGGCCCGGCAUGACUCAUCCUGGUCUGUCCUUACUCCUGUGUCCCAUUUGCCUGCAAGACACUCUUUGGCCACCACUUAAGGAGGGAACCCACCAGUGGGCUUCUGGAAGCCCAGCCCAGGUGUCCCUGCAGGACGAUGCAUUUCCAGUGCAGGGUGUCUCUCUCCCAGCUCCCCAGAGACCUUGAGCAGAGUCAGGGGUCAGCAGGAAGAGGAGGCCAUACAUCCCUAACCCUCCCGCCCCCACUGGGACCAGUGAGCUGAGCGCUGAGUCUUCCAGAGAAACCUGGCCGAGUAAGCAUCUCCUCUUCCUAGCCCAGGGGCCGGGGUGUCUGCCUGAGAAACGGUGGCCUCAGGCUGGGUUCUUCCUUCCUCUCCCUCACCAGGGUCUUUGAGGACAGGCCUCCCUUUUUUCCUACAUUUCACGCCUGUGAUGUUUUAUCACAGCACAACCUGCGAAGUGUUGUUUGGU